This is a messenger RNA of Aethina tumida (small hive beetle), 5181 nucleotides long. RefSeq names its product protein son of sevenless (gene Sos). NCBI's taxonomy places the organism in Eukaryota, Metazoa, Arthropoda, Insecta, Coleoptera, Nitidulidae. Gene Ontology annotation, cellular component: plasma membrane. The transcript has 12 exons. Gene Ontology annotation, biological process: Ras protein signal transduction; positive regulation of GTPase activity. Gene Ontology annotation, molecular function: guanyl-nucleotide exchange factor activity; protein heterodimerization activity. The coding region runs from base 250 to 4314 and encodes 1354 amino acids. The record is from RefSeq and is a predicted model, not a curated record.
CCAGUAUUGCAACAUGGCGUCGUUGGACCGACGGUGUUUUCUGUGCGAGUUGUGACGGCCAUUCGUGUACGCGAAAACAAUGUCCUAAAAAAUCGGUGACCCGGGGGGCCCGUAUCGUAUCGCGUGCCAAGCGUGCAAAGCCCGUGUGAUAGCGGUGCGUCGUGGACACACACACACACAGAAGUGCGGGGUGGUGCGUGUGGGAUGCGGUGAGUAGUCGGUCCCGACUGCACUUCCUAAGUCCGAGAGAUGAACGCGGCGGGCGACAACGUUUACGACUUCAAUUCGGACGAGAACGCGGCCAAAUGGAAGGGCCUGUUGACUGCGCCCCUGAAAAAAGUGUUGGAACAGGUACAUCCGUCAUUGGAGGCGCGAGAAGAUGCCCUCGAAUACGUGGAGAACCUGUGCCUGCGUCUGCUCGGCAUGCUCUGCGCAUCCAGCCCCCACACCGUGCAAGAUGUGGAGUAUAGGGUGCAGAGCACGUUCCCCACACCGAUCGACAAGUGGGCGCUGAAGGAGGCGCAGGAGGCGCUUGACAACAAGGGCAAGAAGAAACCAGUUCUGCUUUUGCCCGUUGAUAAAAUACACAAGCUGCUACAAAAUGAGCUGCUGCUGUACAAAGUGGACACCACAGUCACACUGUUUCUGGUGGCAGUACUCGAGUACAUUUCCGCGGACAUACUAAAACUAGUCGGCAACUACGUAAAGAACAUCAAACACCUGGAGAUCACCUAUCAGGACGUACAGAUCUCGAUGAAGGUCGACAAGGCACUCAUGGACAUGUUCUACCAGGACGAGGGGGGAGGCGUCGGCGUGGGCGAACCCCCUGUCAUGGUGACCGGGGCGCCGCGCACCAGUCUGACCUACGAGGAGGUGGUCAGGGAGCUGAUCGCGUCGGAGAAGGCAUACCUCAAGGAGCUGCACAUGUUGAUCAAGGUGUUCAAGGAGGAAAUCACCAAGCUGGGCUCGGAUCAAAGGGAGAUCGAUCUGAUAUUCUCCAACAUAAUGGACAUCUACGAGCUGACGUACACAUUGAGCGGCAGCCUGGAGGACGUCAUAGAGAUUGCGCAGGAUCAGACGCCGUUAAUCGGCAGCUGUUUCGAAGAGCUGGCCGAAGCGGCAGAGUUCGACGUCUACAUUAAGUACGCACGCGACGUGACGGCGCCCACUUGCCGCGACACCUUGAACAACCUGCUGAGCAAGCCGGAAGUCGAAUGUACGCUGAACACGGCGGGACAGGGAAUGAGACUCGCCCUGAAAUAUUAUUUGCCCGCCCUGUUGUUCGGGCCAAUUUGGCACUGCUUCUCCUACUUGGACUACAUCAGGUUGCUGAGGAAUCUGUCGCCGGCGCACGAAGAUCGGGAGACCCUGUCACAAGUGGAGGGGCUACUCAAGCCACUUCAAAUUGAACUAAAUCGUUGCGUGCCGAGGACUUCGGGUCCAUUGCCGCAGGUGAGGGCUAGAAGGAUCCAGGCUCUCAUGAAGAUCCAAGAUUUGGAGAAGAAUGUCGAGAACUGGGACGGCAGGGACUUGGGACAGUGUUGCAACGAGUUUGUACGAGAGGGAGUGCUGCAAAAGGUGGCAAGUUCAGGUAAACGACUGACAGACCGUCGUAUCUUCCUAUUCGACGGCCUGAUGGUGUUGUGCAAGCCGUACUCUCGUCGCCAAAGCUCGAUCCAUCAUCAGAACAGCUUGGAGUGCAAAGUUAAGGAGCGUUUCUUCAUCAGAAAAGUGGAAAUAGUUGACCAUGCUGACACGGAGGACUUGAAGAACGCUUUCGAAAUAGCACCCAGGCAUAUGCCACCACCAUCCGUGAUUUUGUGCGCCAACACGGUCGAGGAGAAGAACACUUGGAUGGCUGAUUUAGUAAUGCUCAACACAAGGUCAAUGCUGGAGCGAAUAUUGGACAGCAUACUGUCGGACAUAGAGCGGAAGCACCCGCUCAAAUUGCCGCCGCCCGAAUUGUACAAGUUCGCCGAGCCCGACUCCAAAGACAACAUCAUCCUGGAGCAGAGAGAAAACGGCGGCGUGCCGCUAAUUAAGGGCGCGACCUUGUACAAACUGAUCGAAAGACUGACCUACCACAUCUACGCCGAUCCCAAGUUCGUGCGUACGUUCCUGACGACGUACCGCAGCUUCUGUUCGCCGAGCGUUCUCCUGAGUAUGCUCAUCGAACGGUUCAACAUUCCGGAACCGGCGCUGGUGUACGAGGACUGCACCACCGACACCGACAAGAUGCAGAAGAACAACCAGAGGGAGGACUGGAAGAAGUAUCGCAAGGAGUACGUACAGCCGGUGCAGUUCAGGGUGCUGAACGUGCUCAGACACUGGGUGGACCAUCACUUCUACGACUUCGAGCGGGACCACGCUCUGCUGGUCAGGCUGCAGGAGUUCCUCGACUCGAUCAACGGCAAGAGCAUGAGGAAAUGGGUCGACAGCAUCACCAAGAUCGUUCAGAGAAAAAUGGAGAACGAUAAUCACAAUCAGAGGCACAUAAAGUUUGCGUUCGAGGAGGCUCCGCCCCCAAUUGAGCGUCACUUGGUGUGUCCUGAAGAGGAGUACGGCAUACUGACGUUGCAUCCGGUCGAAAUAGCCCGACAACUCACGAUCUUGGAGUUCGAGCUCUACAGGACGAUCAAACCAUCUGAACUGGUUGGUUCCGUUUGGACAAAGAAGGAUAAAGAGCUUACCAGUCCCAAUCUGCUCAGAAUGAUCAAACAUACCACUAAUUUUACUCGUUGGUUGGAAAAGAAUAUAGUAGAUGCUGAGAAUAUAGAUGAAAGAGCUGCGAUUCUGAACCGGAUUUCCGAAAUAUUAAUUGCUUUGAACGAAAUUAACAAUUUCAAUGGGGUUUUGGCAAUUGUUUCGGCUACUGGAUCUGCUGGAGUUCACAGACUCAAGUUUACAUUUCAGCGCCUGACCGAACAAAACCGCAAAGCCUUGGAGGACAGCCGACCGGACGACCACUUCAAAAAGUACCAGGAGAAACUGCGUUCCAUAAACCCGCCCUGCGUUCCAUUCCUGGGCAUGUAUCUCACCAACAUCUUACACAUUGAGGAGGGCAACCCCGACUUCCUGCCUAACACAGAACUCAUCAACUUUUUCAAACGCCGCAAAGUGGCCGAAAUAACCGGCGAAAUUCAACAAUACCAAAACCAACCGUAUUGCUACGCAGUCGAGAGAAGAAUCAGACAUUUCCUGGAGAACUUGAAUCCGUUUCCGGACAUGAACGACACCGAGAUUAGCAACUACAUUUACACCAAAUCGCUGGAUCUGGAACCCAGGGAGGCGAAAGCCCCCACAAAGUAUCCACGCAAGUGGCCCCACUUGAGCUUGAAGAGUCCCGGUAUUAAGUCGAAAGUUAUCAAGAACACGGCCAGUGCUGUCACUUCGGUGAUCACGUCGAUGAAUCCGACGAAGAGCGACGAGUCGAGGAGUUCCAGUAGCAGCAACAGCACUCUUACUGAAAGUUCCAAGUUUGAGAACGACUUCAGCGUCUUUGCACAGGUGCAGUUGGGAACCGGGCAAAACAGUCCGACUCUGAGUCCGGUGUCGCCGGCUUCGACGUCGACAAUGCCCUUCCCCACCCACCACCAUCACAGGAGUGCCAGCGUCUCAUCGAUAACGCCAAUCAUGCGAUCCAGCCGCGGAGAUCAUCACAUGCCACAAAGCAGGAGCAGCCAUGCAAGUCAGAGCUCUACAGGCGGUCCCAACAGUCCGGGCCCGCACAGUCCCGCCUCGCCCGGACCUGGUCUGCAGGCGUUCGAGCCCAGCAGCCCGAGGCCACCACCCACUCCGCCGCCGCCACGUCCUCCCCUGCCGCCACGCCGCAGGGACAGUCCCGAGAUCAGCUCUCCUCAGAUUAAACAGUCGCCCGGCGCACCGCCGGUUCCGCCUCGGGACUCGUCGGUCCGGCCGAAGGACACGACGGCCCCGCCCCUCCCGCCACGUCGGGAGCCCGGUUCAUCGCCCGGAGCACACGGAGCCCCGCCCACUCACAUGUCCAACCAUCACGCGCCUAUCAUAGCGCCCAGAUUGAACCCGACGAGCACGUCGCAAUUGCUGAUGCGUCGAACAAACAACCUGCACGCCCAGCAGCAGCAGCAACAACAACAACACGCCAACAAUCCAGUCUACAACGGCGGCAUGAACUUCGUGUCGAGCACUGUGCCCAUCCAGCCGGCGCCCAACGUGUCGCCGCGCAACCUGAGCGGCCAGAGCACGCCCGAGCUGCCGCCCAAGCCCGCCCUCAUACGUUCGGCGGAGUUCACGACCGGCACCAUGUUCCGGUAUCCCAGCACCACCAACUCGUAGAGAGGCGGGCAUUCGCCUUGGAACGGCGGUGGCAACGCCGCCAAACGCAACCAUAUUCUAAUUCAUACCUCCGAUAGCAUUAAAGUACAAAGUACAAAAGAUGAUUUCUUGAAGACGGACGAGAUGAUUUAAAUGAUGGAAUAAUAAUUACGUGCGCUUGAUUUAAUUAAGAUUGCCUUGAUUAACGUCUAAAAAAAGACCUAUUUGCCUGUUUUUGUCUUGAUCACACAAAAGAAACAAUUGAUUAUUUAAACCGACCGACCUAUUAUGUGUACCAACAAAUGUUUCCUCCCACUUUCUUAGGACUAAGCCGUUGUAAAUUUCCCCUCCUUGUACAUAAUGUAACAUAAUGUAUAUGUAACAAAAAAAACAUAGAUGCCAAAUACGGUUAUUUAGUAAGAUGUUUUCUAUAUGUUAAGUGAAACACUCAAAGUGUGUCAAAAUGCAGAUCGUUCAUCCCUCCCAAAGUAACACACAACACGCGCCACAACAGGGUAAUACGAAAACAUUAAAAAAAUAAAUGAAGAAAACAGUUUGUCGCCCAGACAAUAACUCUUAAAACACUUGAAAUCGGUUUUAACACACUUUGCGCCUGAAGUAAUAUUAUUAAAAAAAAAAACGAUGCGCGUUGCCGAUAUUACGUCAGUCCUGAUGGAAUUGUUAAAGUAUAGUUGUUCUUAGUUUCGUUUCAGGGCAUGGAGUGGCGUGCAAAACCGACAGCGAGGCAGGAGAAUCGUGGCAAUUUUGCACGCCACUUUGGCCCGACAUUUUAAAAUGAUUUUUUCAACUGUGAUAGUAGCAAGGACCACUUUGUAAAAAAAUAUAUAUUCGACAUAACGUCAAAAUAAAUGUAUCAAUGUACUAAGA